UUGUAUUGCAUCAUUCGUAAACGAAACUGCAGACGUGAAACGUGCGACGUGUCGUGCGGAUGGUACAGAGUACAAAUUAGUGAUUAUUUCCAAAAAAAAAAUAUUUAUAAAACUAUAUACGAAUUGAAAGUGUUCGGUGAAAAGUUGUGUUGAGUGAUGUUUCAGAUGCUUGUGAAAUUCAUAUAAGCGCAAAAUAUUGGAAAAAAAAUUUAUUAAAAACGCAAAGAAAAAUAUUUAUGCCAAGUUCCUGGUGUAGAAAAGUGUUCUGUGAUUUGUGCCUUUACAACAGUUGCCAUGGAUAAAGUCAACUAUAGCAAAUGUCCGCUCAAGAAGCGUCCAAUAAUGCUGUUGGAGCAGGAGGAGCAGCAACCAGAACGCAUGGAUUGCUUAGAUCAAGAUGAAGGCCCUGUUGAUCUCAGUCUCGCCGCUGGCGUAGCGCCCGCGUACAAACCAACUUCGUCGCCACCACCAGCGCCAGCGCCCACCACCUACGCUGAGACCUAUCAAUUUACGCAGGACAAUGCAGAACAGCAUACACCAACACCGCCACCAUCAGAGAAAUCUGUCGGUGUUUUUACACAGAAUAAAGAGGAGCUGGCGCGACGCAUCUGGGAGGAGACGCGAGAGAUUGCGCGUGCCUUUCCCGAUGUGUUUACGCGUGAGGAAAUCGCACGCAGUUUAGCGCGCUUGGGUUACGGCGAUUUUCCGCUGCCGCCAGAGGACGAAGUUUGCGGUAAAGAGGAAACAGAGCCCAGACCAGAGGCACAGCGACAACCGCAGUAUGAUGGCAUAACGCCGCCACCAACAACAGCGGAGCCGGAAUUUGCGGCGCUUGAAAUCAAGCAGGAGAUAAUUGAAGUUGAAAAUUAUGUGCCCGCAGCGGAACUAAGAAACUACAAUAACAAUUUGCUGAAAAGCAUUGCUGAGUAUGAAGACUGCGUGCAAACGCCAGCUUAUGGCAUGCAAGCAGAGCAGUUGCCACCACAACAGCAGCAACAGCAUUUGACAGCAGUGCCACAGACCAUGCCACAAGCGGAGAACUUCUACUAUCAAACCGAGCGCCGCGAUUUUGAGCCACAGGAUUUGAGCGUGAAGACUGAUAUGCCAGCGCGACGAGUGCUUGGUGAGAAUAUCAAUCUGCAUAAUGUUGCGCGUGCGUUGCUGAGCAUGCAGCAAAUCGGGAAUAAUAAUAACAACAACAACAAUAUUGUGCAGCAUGAAGAGCGCCGCACCGCGGACUCACCAAACGCAAACACGCUGAAGAUCAAGACCAACAACGAUCUCUACUAUCAGUGCCAGCAAUGCAACAAAUGCUACUCCACCUACGCCGGCCUGGUGAAACAUCAGCAAACACACGCGUUCGAGAGCACCGAAUACAAGAUCAUACGCAGCGUGAAUAGCGCCGAAGCGCCAGGCGCGCUCGAAGCCGCUGGUGAAUUCUCCAGCGAUAAGGCAGCGGCACUAAUACACUCCUCCAGCGUGGCGUCUGCGCAGUCUGCGCAAAAGCCUGUCGGUGUGCCGCGCUAUCACUGCAAGGAUUGCGGCAAAUCAUACUCCACAUACUCGGGCCUGAGCAAGCAUCAGCAAUUUCAUUGUCCCGCCGCCGAGGGCAAUCAGGUGAAGAAGGUUUUCAAUUGCAAGAAUUGCGACAAGACCUACGUCUCACUGGGCGCACUCAAAAUGCACAUACGCACACACACGCUACCCUGCAAAUGCCCCAUCUGCGGCAAAGCCUUCUCACGCCCGUGGCUGCUGCAGGGCCACAUACGCACCCAUACCGGCGAAAAGCCCUUUAGCUGCCAGCACUGCAAUCGCGCCUUUGCCGAUCGCUCGAAUUUGCGCGCACACAUGCAAACGCAUUCGGAUGUGAAGAAAUACUCGUGCCCCUCGUGCACGAAGUCUUUCUCGCGCAUCUCCUUAUUGGGCAAGCACUUGCAAGGCGGCUGCCAGCAAUCACCGCACUCAGGAUCGCCAACUUCGUCGACAGAGAAUUUGGCAGCGUUCGCCGCGUCUGCUACAACAGCUGGGCAAGUAGGUGAGGGUGGCUUCAGUCAACAGCAGCUGCAACAGCACAUGCAGCGACUGCAACAAGGCGCCUACAAUGAUGAGAAUAUCCCUGCCGAACGCCAACAGCCGUCUGCUUACUAUUAUGCCGACAGUUUGGGUAGCAGUGGUGGUGAUGAGGAGGAGUUGGAGGAAAUGCAUUACAGCAGCAGCACGACGCCACCGCCAACAGCGCAGUCAGCGCAAGCGCAAACACAGCAGGCUAUGGCGCUGAUGGCGGCGCAUGGCGGUGAAUACUAGUGGUGUAGCGAUGCCGAGAGGCUUGUGUAGCCGAAAUUUGUAUGUAGGUAUUGUAAAAGGAUACUCAUAAUUUAGUUUUUUAGUAUUUAAUUGUAAUUUAAAGAUUUCAAGCAGGUUAGGAACUCAGGAAUUAGUUUGUAAUCUUAUGGGGAUACCAAAAAAUAUGCAACAGUGCCAAAAAUUAGCGGUAGGGUAUGACAGGGUCGCAUGUUAGUGUAGGUAUGGGGUUGUGACAGACUAUAUUAGGUAGGUAUUUAUUUUUAGUUUUAAUAUAAUAACUUAUUUAUUUAUUUAUUUAUUUAAUUAAUUAAUUAUUUAUUUAUCUAUAUAUUUAUUUAUUUAUUUAUUUUAACUUAUUUAUCUAUUUAUUUAUUUAUUGUAUUUAUUUAUAUGUCCUAUAACCAAAUUCGCAACAUUUAGCGGUAAAAUUCAAAUCCAAAAAAAAAUUAAAAAAAAUAGUAUUCAAAACUCUAAUGAAAUAAUUGCAACUAAAAAUAUUUUCUAGCAAAUUUAAAUGAAAAAUUUAAUUUAAUUAAUUAAUUUAUUAAUAAAUUAAGGAAAUUAUUUAUUUAUUUAUUUUUCAAUAAUUUAUUUUAUUCUAAGCUAAAUAUUUAAUUUAUUUUAUUUUAAGGCAACUAAAAGCGCUCGCUUCAAAAACGGGUAAUUCUUUCAGUCGGUUGUCUAGUCAAUCACCUAGUUUUAUUUAAGUUAUGAUAUUUUAGUAUAAAUUAAUAUUAUUUAUAUAUUUUAGUUUAUUUUUACUAUAUUUUUGAAAAUAAAAUAUCGGAAAUACUGGGUAGUACAUACCAGCAUUUACGAUAAUUAGGACAAACGUUCCAACAGUGAAUUCAUUAAGUGUCAUAUAAUUAGGUUUAAAGCUUAGAGUAGGAAACUAGUAAGAUAAACUAAAAAUGGUAAAGGGUAGAAAUACAAAAAAAAAAAAAUAAAAAUAAAAAAAAUUAAUAAUUAUAAAAAAAAAUAAUUUUCUGAAACAGGUAUAGAAAAUAAACAGGUUUAGAAAAAAUAUUU
Messenger RNA from Zeugodacus cucurbitae (melon fly), 3333 nucleotides. It is a transcript of the gene wor, whose product is annotated as zinc finger protein 260. Lineage: Eukaryota; Metazoa; Arthropoda; Insecta; Diptera; Tephritidae. Gene Ontology annotation, molecular function: DNA-binding transcription factor activity, RNA polymerase II-specific; RNA polymerase II cis-regulatory region sequence-specific DNA binding. Gene Ontology annotation, biological process: regulation of DNA-templated transcription. The record is from RefSeq and is a predicted model, not a curated record. The transcript is spliced from 2 exons. The coding region runs from base 295 to 2304 and encodes 669 amino acids.